Molecule: messenger RNA, 177 nt
Organism: Geodia barretti
Lineage: Eukaryota; Metazoa; Porifera; Demospongiae; Tetractinellida; Geodiidae
Source: the annotation of a GenBank genome assembly
AUGAAGUCCGAAGAGACGAUGGAGUGGGAAGACGGGAAUUCCUAUCCGGUGAUCCGGGUCGAAAUCAGCUCGGCUUCGCAUCCUUUCUACACCGGCAAGCGCCAGCAGAUCAUGGAUCGAGGCGGACGCAUCGACCAGUUCAACCGCCGCUACGGCAAGAGCGAACCGCAAGCCUAG